This is a messenger RNA of Penicillium concentricum, 1719 nucleotides long. Its product is annotated as MFS-type transporter sphD. Gene Ontology annotation, biological process: transmembrane transport. The record is from RefSeq and is a predicted model, not a curated record. The transcript has 2 exons. Bases 1 to 1719 code for a protein of 572 amino acids. Gene Ontology annotation, molecular function: transmembrane transporter activity. Lineage: Eukaryota; Fungi; Ascomycota; Eurotiomycetes; Eurotiales; Aspergillaceae.
AUGAUCCCUUCUGAAGCCACCAACCCAGGUGCUGAGAUCUCCGUCAUUCCAGACAGACCAGACUUGGAACAAAACUCAGAGAAAGCCGAGAACGUGAAAAUAGUGACUGAGACCAGGGACACACGCUCCCCUAAAGAGAAAAAUGAACAGGAGAAUGCUGAAUCGACAACCAAAAAGUCGCUUUCCUUCAAGCUCGCCUUCAUAGGGCUCGCAGCGAGUCUUUUCGUAUUCCAGUUGGAUGCAACAUGUCUAGGCAUCGCCCUCCCAACCAUUGCUGGAGAACUGAAGGCCUCGAGUUUAGAGUCAUUUUGGGCAAAUUUGGCGUAUACUCUUUGUGGUCUGGUAAUGCAACCAGUCUGGGCCAGCAUUUCCAAUGGGUUCGGUCGGAAACCUCCUCUUUACGUAUCUAUGGGAUUAUUCUUCAUCGGUUCCAUCGUUUUUGCUACGGCGCAAAAUAUGAACACUAUCAUCAUUGGGCGAGUCCUCCAGGGUCUGGGUGGUGGAGGAAUUGACGUUUUGGCUGCAGUGAUUCUCGCAGAUAUGACAACACUGGAGGAACGCUCAAAAUAUCUGGGCUUGAUGGCCAUUCCUUCGGCUGUUGGUAAUAUCAUGGGUCCUAUCGUUGGGGCGCUUUUCGCUACGUAUGCCUCCUGGAGGUGGAUCGGAUGGAUCAACAUCCCAUUGCUUGGAAUAGGGACACCGAUGAUUAUCUUCUUCCUCAAACUUCGGCCUAUCCCACUCGAUGCUACGCUCGCUGGGAACUUAAAGCGCCUUGAUUGGAUCGGAAUGGCGCUUUUCAUCAUCGGAAUCUCGAUUUUUGUUAUUCCCCUGAGUUGGGCGGGCUCUUUAUACCCAUGGCCCUCUUGGCAGACUCUCUUUCCAAUGUUCUUGGGAGUUGUGGUGCUCGUCGCUCUCGGAUUCUACGAGGCAAAGCCUGCCAAUCCCAUUAUUCCGCACCGCAUUUUUCAUACAAAGACUGGAAAUAUCACUCUGGUAGGAGGCUUUCUCCACGGUAUGGUGCUAGUCUCCCUCUUGCAAUAUUUGCCCUUACUCUACCAAUCUGUCGAGCUCCAAAGCGCAAUAUCAUCCGCUGUCUCCCUGCUACCCACUACUAUCAUCAGCGUGUCAGUGGCAGCAGUUUCAAUGAUGAUGGUACCGUUCUUCGGGGGCUAUGUGUGGCUUCUACGACUUUCUUGGGUCAUCCUUACAUUAGGAUCAGGCUUACUGGUGCUCUUUGACACAGGGGCAUCAGCAGCUGUGUGUUAUGGGCUUCCUAUUCUGUGGGGUCAAGGUGUUGCACUACUACGUCUUAACAUUCUUCCUAUGCAAGCGAGCGUCAAGAAUGUUAAUGACACAGGCUUGGCCAUCGCGCAGUUUCAAACUACUCGCCUGUUUGGUGGCCUUGUCGGCCUCACUAUCUCUUCGUCCAUUUUCAACAAUGUGUUCUCGAAAUCUAUUACUCAUACUACAGUUCAGCUGACGGGGGCCCUAGCGCCGCUGAAAGAUGUCUCUAAUGCUGUGAGCUUCAUUGACUCGUUGAGAUCAAUACAAGUCUCUGCGUCAACGCUAGACCAGGUGUUAGGUGUCUAUCUGCAGUGUUUCCGUGCUAUAUUUUAUGUGAUGACCGGGCUAAGUGCAUUGGGCUUGGCGACUUCAAUCUUCCUGGAUGAGAUAAACCUUAGUGGCAGGGAGCUUGGGAACCAGCGCUUUGAAGACUAG